CAUUGUCCGUGUCAUAUGAUCGUCAUUAAGAGAAGACACCUUCGUCAGUAGGCGUUAACUCCUUGAAAAAUCCAAUUCGAGACAGAUAUCGAAAGUAAUUCAGAAAAUCUUGAUUAUAAACGAAAUAAGAAUUUCUAAAACUUCAAAAUGGCACUGAGCGAUGCAGAUGUACAGAAGCAGAUUAAUCAUAUGAUGGCCUUUAUUGAACAAGAGGCAAAUGAGAAGGCAGAAGAAAUUGAUGCUAAAGCAGAGGAAGAAUUUAAUAUUGAAAAAGGUCGCUUGGUUCAGCAACAAAGAUUAAAAAUCAUGGAAUACUAUGAGAAAAAGGAAAAACAAGUUGAACUACAAAAAAAGAUUCAGUCAUCAAAUAUGCUGAACCAGGCACGUUUGAAAGUUUUGAAAGUAAGAGAAGAUCAUGUUCGUAAUGUAUUAGAUGAAGCUAGGAAGAGAUUAGGAGAAGUAACCAAAGAUGCACGAUACAGGGACAUUUUGAAGUUAUUAAUUGUGCAAGGCCUAUUUCAGCUGACAGAAAGCCAUGUUACUGUCCGUGUACGUCAAGUGGAUCUUCCUUUGGUUGAAUCACUUAUUGACAAUGUCCAGGAUGCUUAUAAACAAGCAACAAUGAAAGAUGUAACAGUUAAGAUUGAUCAAGAUAAUUUUAUCUCAGCUGACAGUUGUGGUGGUGUUGAUCUAUUUGCAGCAAGAGGACGUAUAAAAGUCAGCAACACUUUGGAAACACGAUUAGAAUUAAUUGCAGCGCAAUUAAUACCAGAAAUACGUGGUUCUCUGUUUGGAAGCAAUCCCAAUCGCAAGUUCACUGAUUAAAAAAAUGCCUUUCUCAUUUUCUCUUUUCUCUUCUUUUCAUUCUUUUUUCCUUCCUAACAAAAACAUUCCCUUCUUUAGAAAGCUAAAAUGACUGCAGAAUUCGUUAUGUAGAAAAUGUAGAAUCUGUUGUUGACAUUGUUGGAAAAAAGAGAGGAAGUGAAAUUGUGAAAUAUAUAAAAAUAUGCGCGUGCGAGCGCGCGCAUGCACAUAUAUAUACAUAUAAAUAUAAUAUACAUAUACCUAUGAAGUAUUUUAAUGUGUAUGAACUUUUAAAUUUUUUAAGAAUUUCCUUUAUUUCAAUUAAAUUUAUUUUUAUCAUUUAGAAAUGUAGCCAUUGUUAACUGUUGUGGUGAGUAUAAUUGUUCUUAGACAAAUUUAAAUCUUGUAAAAAAUAUAUAUAUAUCAAAUCGUUA
This is a messenger RNA of Megalopta genalis, 1238 nucleotides long. It is a transcript of the gene Vha26, whose product is annotated as V-type proton ATPase subunit Vha26. Gene Ontology annotation, molecular function: proton-transporting ATPase activity, rotational mechanism. Gene Ontology annotation, cellular component: proton-transporting two-sector ATPase complex, catalytic domain. NCBI's taxonomy places the organism in Eukaryota, Metazoa, Arthropoda, Insecta, Hymenoptera, Halictidae. Gene Ontology annotation, biological process: proton transmembrane transport. The record is from RefSeq and is a predicted model, not a curated record.